UUGAUGAAAAUCGCGCACAAAAGUGAAAUCAGUUGACAAUCAAACAUCACCAACAACGGUUGGUGAUUUACUCUUACUUCGGAUAGUUUUGUGAACUGUAAGAAAAGAAAAAGAAGAAGAAGAAAACAUAACAAGGAAUCAUCAUUCUCGUCGAAGUGCAAGUGAACGAAUAAAUAGUGAAAAAAGGAAAUAUCAAUUAAAAUAGUGUCCUUGAUAUUCAAGUGUCAUCAUAAGUUAUACAAACGCGCACACAUUACACAAUGUUUCGAAAGUGUUUAACGACAUUGGUGCAAAGCACAGUUAGCACCGGAACUUUAACACCCAAAGCCAGAGAGUUUCUCCGGCGUUCUGUGCACAAUGGAACUAUGGGACGUCCACCAAAAAUUCUCAUAACUGGUGGUUUGGGUCAAUUGGGCAUUGAAUGCGCUAAGUUGUUGCGUUCCCAGUAUGGCAGUGAAAAUGUCAUUCUCUCGGACAUUAUCAAGCCCAACGAUGCCAUUUCUGAAAGUGGGCCAUAUAUCUUUGCGGAUAUUUUAGAUUUCAAGGGAUUGCAGAAAAUUGUUGUCGAUCACAGAGUUGAUUGGUUGAUACACUUUUCGGCAUUGCUGUCAGCUGUGGGAGAACAAAAUGUGCCAUUGGCUGUAAGAGUCAACAUUGAGGGUGUCCACAAUGUUAUCGAAUUGGCUAAACAAUAUAAUUUGCGCAUAUUUGUACCAAGCACCAUUGGCGCCUUUGGCCCCGACAGUCCUCGCAAUCCAACACCAAAUGUUACAAUUCAAAGACCCCACACUAUUUAUGGUGUCUCAAAAGUUCACGCUGAACUGAUUGGAGAGUAUUAUUAUCAUAAGUUUGGUUUAGAUUUUAGAUGUUUACGUUUCCCCGGUGUUAUUUCCAGUGAUCCACCAGGCGGUGGCACCACCGACUAUGCCGUAGCCAUUUUCCAUGAGGCUUUAAGAACUGGAAAAUAUAAUUGCUACUUGAGACCUGAUACACGCUUGCCCAUGAUGUAUAUUGAGGAUUGUUUAAGAUCCCUGCACGAAUUCAUGUGUGCCCCUUCGGAACAAUUGAAACGUCGUGUUUACAAUGUCACUGCCAUGUCAUUUACCCCCGAAGAAUUGGUGGAAAAGCUUAGCAAAUAUGUACCCAAUUUGCAUGUGACCUAUCAACCCGAUAGCCGGCAACAAAUUGCCGACUCAUGGCCUCAGGUCUUUGACGAUAGUGAGGCACGUCGCGACUGGAAUUGGCAACACAAAUACGAUUUGGAUAAUUUGGUUGACUUUAUGGUCAAGGAUGUCCAGGAGAAUUAUAUCAAUGUUGAAAAUGGUGGUGGUCAACAGCAAAGAGCAUCGGCUACCAUGUAGACUUCUUUUCUCCGAAUUUUAAUUCAAUUUUGCUGCUAAUUGCAUUAAUUAAAAACUAAGUAUUGUUGGUUUUUUCCGCUUAGAAUAUUAGAAUAUUUUAAGUUUAGGACCAUAAUAAAAAAAACACUACCAUUAUGCAUUUCAAAAAAAUAUUACCACAAAGACCAAAUUAAGAAAAAUCUCAAAACGAGUAAAAAUAUGCAUUUAAGUGUUAUAUACAUAUUUACUGUUAUUUUAUUUUACAAUCAUAAAAAGAAAAACAAUUAUUAUUUAUUUUAUUUUUUUGAAAACACAAACUAUUUUAUUCAAA
Molecule: messenger RNA, 1671 nt
Organism: Musca domestica (house fly)
Lineage: Eukaryota; Metazoa; Arthropoda; Insecta; Diptera; Muscidae
Gene: Tdh
Product: L-threonine 3-dehydrogenase, mitochondrial
Exons: 6
Coding region: 261-1361 (366 amino acids)
Biological process (GO): L-threonine catabolic process
Molecular function (GO): L-threonine 3-dehydrogenase activity
Source: RefSeq, a predicted model, not a curated record